UUAGAACCAGAUUAAUGGUUGGAUUGUCAGUUUAGUUACGUAAGAGGCUAGGCUAAUUCGAAAAACUCUAACGACUCUGGUAAUUAAGGUUAUUAGUCUUAGAAGUUACUUAGCAUUGCUUAGUUGUCCAGCCGUCUUAGCUCAGUGGUAGAGCGCGUGACUUUUAAUCCCGUGGCCGUGGGUUCGAUCCCCACAGACGGCGUUUUGGUUUUCAAUAACAGUACUGUAAAGUGUAAAUAUCCAUGUUGUGGGAAAUUAGUGGUAAAAUGCUAAAGCAACUGCCACAUUUAUUGACGUAAAACCUGCGAAUGUCGAUACGAGUGAUGUCUGAAGAGUGAUCCUGAGAUCUAUGGAUGACCAAAGUCAUUUUGUGAAUUCUCCAUUUACAUGCUACCUAUUGUGCUGAUUGAGUAGAGCCUCUUUCUUUCAUUUAUGACUGUUCUGGUAUCAAUGGUUGUGAGUUUUCUCUGUGCAUGGUAAAAUUGAUGUAAUCUUACGAGGUAAUAAAUUUGAUUAGUUAAAGUGGAUUUAAUAAAAAAAUAUGGUCUUUUUUUUUUUUUUUUGAUAAUCCAGGUAUCCGGACUUCUCACUUAGUCCGACUAUCCCACCGCGUCCAACCGGAACUGGCGAAGAAGGUCCUAGAGGCCAAACGAAAACCAUGUUAAAUCCGCUAUGACCGGAGCUCGAAUUCGUGAUGGCGGGCAACUCAGUCGAGGUUCCUUUACCACCGGACUACGAGGUCCAGCUAAUAUGGUUAUUAGGAGUAGUGCUACAUAUAUACUUCAAUCAUACACAUGCUUUCGUGGCUGUCAUUUGAUGAUAAACCUGAAUUAAUAGAUUGAGUAAUCUCAAGUACUAAAUUAUCUGUGUUUUGUUCGUUGUAAUGUGAACAUCAACUGUAUAUUUUUCAGUAAUAAUUUUAUCAGCAAGUGGGAUUUAAUAAAUAAUUAUUAUUAUAUAUAGAUAGAUAGAAUGAUGUUUCAACUCUUCAGCCGAAGAAAUUAAAUUAUCUUAGAAAAUAUAUAAUUAGCUUGAUCAAUAGAGAUAUCUUGUAGUUUUAUCAUUUUUAUAUGUAUGCAUUAUAUCAUAAAAUGAAAUUUAUUUUGUUUUCUCUAGGAUAAAAUGUUACAGAAAUAAAAACUAGUUUAAGAAAUUGUAAAAUAUUCAAAUUUGUUUGUUUAAAACAGAUUCCACCCUUUCGUUUGUGUGCAAAGACGAUAAAGUUCCAUUGACUUCGGAUACAAGGAAUCAAAGAGAUUAGUUAGUCCCACUGGCUUGUACGACAGAAGGAAAAAAAUCCAUAAUAAUUGGCCUAACAAAAGCGACGUGCUUGCUCUAUCACGAAAGGGAUCCAACUAGUCAUAAUAACAAUUGUCCAUUAAUUUAGCCUUUAAAAACUAAUUAGUUAGACAUAAUUAUACAAAAUUAUUAGACUAGUUCUUACAAGCGAUCCAAGUCUUGUACGUUUUAGUUAUUAACUCCACUUGACAGGGAAAAAAAUGAACUCGUAUCUUUCAUACACACAUUAUAGUAAAAAACAAUGUUAUGUUUGUGUUAAAAAGACGUGAGCUGAUAGUUUAUUUAUUGUUAUUUUACUAAAGUCAUACAAAAAUGUGACAUAGACAAGGUCCUGGAAAAGAAACACUAGGUUUCAUUAGUUUAAUAAAAAUAGCACGAUGAUUAUAUAAAUCAUCAAGGUGGAUCAUUACAGGAUCAUAACAACUGUGAAAGUGAGUUGAAAAUACCAUACCAUCAAUGGCUAAGAGAGCGGUACUGAUAGGAAUCAACUACGUAGGGACGAAGGCUGAGCUACGAGGGUGCGUCAACGACGUCCGUCGGAUGCAUGUAAGCCUCGUUGAACGUUACGGGUUUUCCGACAAGAACAUCAAACUGUUGAUCGAUACUGAUAGCUCUACCAUCAAACCGACGGGCAAGAACAUCCGACAGGCGUUGUUGGAUCUGGUUCAACCCGCUCAACCGGGGGAUGUUCUCUUCGUCCAUUACAGUGGACAUGGGACCAGGUUGCCGGCUGAAACUGGAGAAGACGAUGAUACCGGUUACGAUGAGUGUAUUGUUCCUUCUGAUAUGAAUCUUAUCACAGAUGAUGAUUUUAGGGAUCUUGUGGAUAUGGCACCGAAGGAUUGUCCCAUUACAAUAGUUUCAGACUCUUGUCACAGUGGUGGUCUCAUCGAUGAAGCCAAAGAGCAGAUUGGAGAGAGCACAAAGAAGAAGAAGAAGAAAGACUCUGGAGAAUCUUCAAGAACCAACAAGGAGACAGGAGUAGAGGAGACAGAGACCAAAGAGAUUACUGAUUUGGGGAGCAGAUCUCUGCCAUUAGAGACUUUGAUCGAUAUGCUGAAGCAAGAAACAGGCAAAGAUGAUAUCGAAGUAGGGAAAAUCAGAACAACUCUUUUCGAUAUGUUUGGAGAAGAUUCAAGCCCAAAGGUGCAGAAGUUCAUGAAUGUGAUUCUAAGUAACCUACAAGAGACUACCACUGGUCAGACUAGUCAAGGUGAUAUAUUGGAAUCAGUUGCAAACCUAACUCAAGAGUUUCUUGAGCAGAAGAUAAAUGAUGUUGUGAUACCUGCGAUCCACGAGGUCUAUGCUGGUGCAAUCAAUGGUGCACUUCCGGAUAAUGGUAUACUGAUCAGUGGUUGUCAAACUGAUCAAACAUCUGCUGAUGCAAGCCCACCGGGUCACCCGGAACAGGCUUAUGGAGCACUAACCAAUGCUAUACAAAUCAUACUUAAGGAGACUAAUGGUAAGAUUAGUAACAAGGAUCUUGUUUUGAAGGUUAGGAAACUUCUUAGGAAACAGGGGUUUGAACAACGACCGGGACUGUAUUGCAGCGAUGAUUAUGUGAAUGAUCAGUUUAUAUGCUGAAAAAAGUUUGGAGGGUUUUGUUGGUUUGGUUUCGUGUGGAACACGUUUUCUUAUUUGUGUGGUGUGUUGCUUUGGUUUGUUAUUGUAACUUUGAAUUUGAAUAAAGUGUAACUUUUGUUUUGUU
Brassica rapa (field mustard) is the source of this 3007-nucleotide messenger RNA. RefSeq names its product metacaspase-6. NCBI's taxonomy places the organism in Eukaryota, Viridiplantae, Streptophyta, Magnoliopsida, Brassicales, Brassicaceae. Gene Ontology annotation, biological process: proteolysis. The record is from RefSeq and is a predicted model, not a curated record. Gene Ontology annotation, molecular function: cysteine-type endopeptidase activity. Gene Ontology annotation, cellular component: cytoplasm.